GUAAGGGUUUCUCUGAGCAGGAGGUGAACCGGUGGUCUGAGCGCGGAUUUUAAAACUCUUUGGAGUGUGGAUGCAACUUUGGAAUUUACCAAAUCUGUUUCCGAGAUUGUAAACUAUGUAAGUCUGGAAGUCUAGUGGAUUCACAGUCUUUAAGCUUUGUUUAUAUUUACGGUGUUCUUUUGUAUAGGUUUUGGACAUCUAUCGUACUCUGUCUGUAGUCACAUCAUGCUAAUACAACGGACUGAAUACAUGUCAAACAUUCAAAUUUUUACUUGGAGUGUUAGAAAGCCAGUCUUCGACAGUAUCUAAGAAAUAUAUCGUCGGCUCACUCUAAGUUAAUAGAUAUUUUUGUAGUCGUGAAUCAUUUCAUAUGAUUUUGGAGUCACAUGGACUUCCAUCAUUACACUUAGGUCAAGACUACAUAAGAACGGUUUCAGUCGGUAUUACCGUCGGAUACUGCUGGUUCUCGUCAAAUCAGAUGACAACACCGAGAAGUUCAUCAGUAGCCGCGUGAUUUUGAGUAGAAUUUCUUGACUAAGGUAGCUUGCUUACUCAUGAUUCCAUAUGAAGCCAAACAUUUCUUCAAAACUUCGAUCGAAGGUUAUCAGCAUACAAGAUUUAAGCUAGAUCUUUCUCUAGGUUAAAUAAUCUAGAAAACUCCGUCAAUGCUAUACAUGCACUUGCAUACAAUCAAGAUACGGUGAGAUAUAGUUAAAUUAUCAGAGUAGUACAAUUAGUGGGGAGGGGUUAAUCACCGAAUCUUUGUCCAUUUCUAUGUUCUCAUAAUUUUUUUUACGUCGGUUCUCGUCACUCAAAAGUGAGUUAAUGCAUUUGACGUAUAAUAUAUGGCUCAUAGGUUUACGUACUGUAUUUUCAAAUGGAAAAUAAGAAUUAGAGGCUUCAGAUGUCGGCGUGUUCUACUUCUAAUCUCUACCAUAUUAACUAUCCUCCUUGUAACAAGUUUUCUGGCUUCCCAAUUUGACGAAACAGACAAUAAAUCAUCCGCAUCGGGGCCAAUAUCAUCGAAAGUUGCUUCCGUAGUCAACCAUCCAGAAAGUGAACAAGAUGAUCAUCAAAUCCAAGCACCUGUUCAAGUACCGCCAGUUAUAAGUAAUGGUGAGAAGGUUCUACCGAAAAUUCCUGUUAAACAAUCUCCUGUUUCUGAACCGCCUUCCUCACUUAACGUUUUUAAGCUGGGGACACCAGUUACCAAGGAUGAAACUCAAGGUGGAAAUCCCUUGAAUGUAACAGUCUCUAAAAUGCGUGAUAAAGUCAGGGAGAUGAUGAAAUUUGCUUGGGAUUCUUACGCCACUUAUGCAUGGGGAAGCAAUGAAUUGAAACCUGUUUCGAAAUCAGGUCAUUUACCAUCUGUACUUGGUAACAUACCACUUGGCGCUUCAAUAAUUGAUGGUCUGGAUACUUUGUACAUAAUGAACUUAAAUAAGGAAUUCAAUGCUGCUGUUAAGUGGAUUGAAAGUAGUUUGGACUUUUCUCAACCAAGUGUUGUAUCGGUAUUCGAAUUCAAUAUCAGAUAUCUUGGUGGUCUGUUGUCAGCUUAUACAUUCACUAGAAAACCUAUUUUGCUUAACAAGGCAGUGGAACUUGCUCAACGCCUGUUACCUGCAUUUGAAACACCAAGUGGAAUUCCAAUGAGUUUAGUCAAUUUAAAGACAGGAGAUAAACGAAAUUUCAUUUGGGCAAGCUCUCGAUGUUCCAUUCUAUCGGAAUUUGGUACCUUACAUAUGGAAUUCAAAUAUCUUUCCGAGUUAACUGGUAAUCCAGUGUAUGCAGAAAAAGUAGACAAUAUUCGCAAGGUUUUGCAAGAAGUCGAUAGACCAAAUGGUUUAUUUCUUAAUUAUAUGGAUCCUCAUACUAAAUCAUGGUGUGGUAAUGAAGCUGGUUUAUCUGCAUUAGGCGAUUCAUUUUAUGAAUAUUUACUGAAAGAAUGGAUUCGAACUGGUUAUCGUGAUAAAAAAGCUCUUGAAUUAUAUAAUUCUAGUAUAGAGGCAUUUCAACGUAUAGGCUUAUUUCGUAGGAGUCCACGUGAUAACCUGCUGUAUGUCGGCAAUUACAAAAUUGGCAGUGUUAGUAAUUCAAUGGAUCAUCUCGCUUGUUUUGUUGGUGGUAUGCUUGCACUCGGUGCAUCCGAUAAAAAUGAUCCUUGGUUUCAACGUGGUGUUGAAGUUACAGAGACCUGUAGAAGAAGUUAUGCAUCUACUUCAAUGGGUCUUGGUCCAGAAAUAUUUUCAUUUACUGAUGAGUUAUCUGCGAUUGCUAUUUCCAAGUCUCAUAAGCAUUAUCUUCUACGACCAGAAACAGUGGAAUCAUACUUUUAUUUAUGGCGUUUCACCAAAGAUCCAAAAUACCGUGAUUGGGCAUGGGACGUUGUCCAGGCUCUUGAUAAAUAUUGUCGUACAGGAGCAGGCUUUUCCGGCAUUGAAGAUGUCUACUCUUCUCAACCCGAAUACGACGAUGUUCAACAAUCCUUCUUCCUAGCAGAAACAUUGAAGUAUCUUUAUCUAAUAUUUUCUGAGGAUUCUUUAUUGCCACUUGAUAGAUGGGUGUUCAAUUCUGAAGCACAUCCGCUACCUGUUCAAAACAAAGUUAAACUUAUUGAAGUUCAGUAAUUUAAUAUUUUUCAAUUUUACAGUUGGUUGAUCUCUUUAUCCUUCAUGUUCAUAAUUCAUUUUUUCUCAUAUUGUUUUUAUUUUCCUUCCAUUGACCUGUGAGUUAUGUGCAAUGAGAAGAUAUUUCAUGUAUAUCGUAUGAAGUGCUCUGUGAAUAGAGUAAACACUUUUCUACUCUUUAGCAAAUAAGAUUAUCAGAAACAUAUAGAAAGUAAAUAAAACUAGUCCUAUUAUAAAGUAAUAGAUGUUCUUUAUUUCAACUGAAAUUGAAAGUUUCUCGGGUCUAUCUCUUCUAGAAUCUCGUCUCUCUUCCUCUCUCUCUCUCUCUUAUGCUUCUGUCUUCAUAAUACCGUAUUAAUGUUGUCUAUUCUUCUUGUCAAAACAGUCUGUGAUAUUUUCAAAUGGCCAAUGGAAUAUCUGUUUCAGCACUACUCUCUCUUCUCAUUCUGAUCACACUCUCUUAAUACUGUUAUUUCCUGUUUCAUCUAUCGGUAUUCUUUGUCUUAUUUCUUCUUACUUUUCGCUUUUUUGGAUAAUUGUCCAACUUCUUUAGAGAAAGCAGUAAUUUAUUCGUUCGUUAUCUUUCUUAUUGUUUUUCCUGUGUAUUCGCACUGUUCUGUGUUAUAUUUCUUGUUCAUAUAUGCACAAAACAAAAACUGAUUGGUUCUGUUUUUAGUUUUUUGUUUCCAGAGUGUAUAUAUUUCAUUCGGAAUAUAAGUUUAUCAAGAA
Molecule: messenger RNA, 3356 nt
Organism: Trichobilharzia szidati
Lineage: Eukaryota; Metazoa; Platyhelminthes; Trematoda; Strigeidida; Schistosomatidae
Source: the annotation of a GenBank genome assembly